UGAAAUGCCCAUCCAACGAAUUAUGCUGGACUUGACAUGUGUGGAUAAGUUUUGAAAUAACCAGGAGUACUAUGUAGUUGUUUAUCCACUUCUCACAGCAAUGGCUGCUGAUCUGCACCUUCCUUCUCACAACUUCAGUAAAGCUUCAAUGUUCUCCUCUCCUCUGCGCCCCCCUUUGAAUUAUACAAAACCAAACAGUGCGCCAAGCUUUUCUGCAAAUUCCAAUUUCAGCAAGCUCAGAUUGAGGGCAGUGAAGGAGAAAUCAGAGGAUAUCAAGUCUCAGACAUCUGCAGAGGAAGUCGUCAAGAAAUAUGGUCUAGAAGCAGGUCUAUGGAAGAUAUUAAGUUCAAAAGAUGAAAAAAACCAAGGAAACAAGUCGAAAGGGAAGGAAGCUAAGGAGCUAUUGGCGAAAUAUGGAGGAGCCUACCUGGCUACCUCCAUCACUCUCUCCUUGAUAUCCUUCGGUCUCUGCUAUGCGUUGAUCAAUGCCGGAGUUGAUGUCCAAGCAUUGCUACCGAAGGUCGGGAUUUCAUCAAAUGAGACGGGGGAGAAAGUUGGGACAUUCGCAUUGGCUUAUGCUGCCCACAAGGCUGCAUCCCCGAUUAGAUUUCCACCGACUGUUGCUCUUACUCCCAUUGUUGCUCGCUGGAUUGAGGGAAUGAAAGUUGAUAAAGAGCAUAAGUGAUCACAUUUAUUCUUGCAUAAUGUAAAUAAAUAACAUCUUGCGUUGUAUUCACUCCCGUUGUUAAUCGCAUAUAUUUAUGUAAUCGGUUAUAUUUACUAGCUUGCGUUGUGUCAUUCUUUUUUGC
Messenger RNA from Cuscuta epithymum, 809 nucleotides. The record is from the annotation of a GenBank genome assembly. Lineage: Eukaryota; Viridiplantae; Streptophyta; Magnoliopsida; Solanales; Convolvulaceae.